Molecule: messenger RNA, 1311 nt
Organism: Photinus pyralis (common eastern firefly)
Lineage: Eukaryota; Metazoa; Arthropoda; Insecta; Coleoptera; Lampyridae
Product: carboxypeptidase N subunit 2-like
Exons: 1
Coding region: 73-1251 (392 amino acids)
Cellular component (GO): extracellular matrix
Molecular function (GO): protein binding
Source: RefSeq, a predicted model, not a curated record
ACUCAUGAAUAUCGACUCGGCCUUCAGAGAAUGAUUACGGUAGAUUACGGUAGUAGUUGUUAAUUCAGCACAAUGUACCCAUCACUACUACUAGUCUGUGUUAGUUUUUUGACAUUUAUAUCGCUUAGUUUUGAAGCAUGCCGUGUUGUGAAAGGUGCGCAUGGUCUUUCGAACUAUAUGUGUGAUUCCAUUCAAGAUUUAAAUCAGAAGCCAAUUUUGUUAGAUGUUGUAAUAUAUAAGGAUGGCACCGCUUCAAGGAUUAACCAACAAACCAAGACGCCCAAAUUUAGCGCAACUCUUGCCCAAAAGGCCGGUGGGAAAUUCAAUAUAGAUGUAGUGAACGGUAUUCAGAAAGUGUCCAACAUCGCGAGUUCAAUUUCAAUGCUAACAGGAUUAAAUAAAAAUACUUUUGACAACAUUCAGCUAGAAAAAAUACAGUUGAGGGAUGGAUAUCUAACAAGUAUUGAACCCGGAACGUUUUCCAAAUUAAAAAAUGUGCAAGAGAUUCAAAUUAUUUCUCACGCGCUUCAAAGAAUUCAAAGUGGGGUUUUUAGCGACUUGCCGAUCAUUACCCUCGCGCUUUCUAACAAUCAAAUUAAGUACAUUGAACGAAACGCGCUUAUUAACCUGGAAAAUUUAAAGAAUUUAUAUUUGGAUGGAAACAUGUUAUCUGAAUUGUCUUCGGAAUCAUUAAUGAACAACGCAAAAGAACUGGAAACUUUGCAUCUCCAAAACAAUGCGUUUACAAGUAUUAGCCGAAACAUGUUUAAAAUUUUCACUAAAUUACGUGUUCUAAACUUAUCGCAUAAUAAAAUAUUUAGCAUCAUGAGCUAUACCUUCGAAGAUUUGCUACAACUUGAAAGUUUAAAUUUGGCCCACAACAUAAUUUAUGAAUUAAAAACGGAUAUGUUUCCUAAUAACGGUUUUCUCAUUUUAUCAAAACUAAAUAUUGCCUACAACAGGCUUCCGGAUUUACCGCUUAGUGUGUUGGAUAAACUGCAGGAAGUGAAAUUUAUUAGUAUAGGUGGAAAUCCUUGGCACUGUCUUUGUUUAGACUUAAUACAAGUUUGGAUAAAUAAAAAUAAUAUCAAACAAGUGUGUGACGACGAGUAUCUGAAAGGAAUCAGACCCAUUUGUGUGUUGGAUCAAAGUGGUGCUGAUACGUGCACUUUCACUGACCAGUCUCUUUAUCACAAGUACAUCGCGGAGAACAAUCGUUUACCGAAAAACUCGACUUGUACCGAUAUCUGAAAUGUGCGCAAGCAAAAUUAGUUUUGUAAUAAAAUAGGUAUUAAAUUGCGAUAAUUUCUA